AUGGCUUUCAGUGAUGUUCUCGAAUCUCUAGGUGGAGUUGGCUAUUUUCAGUUACUACAUACUAUACUCCUCUUAAUACCUGUAUCUUUGUUGUCAUGCCACAAUCUUCUACAGAACUUCACUGGAGCAGAACCUGAACACCACUGCAAGCUACCAGCAUCAAGUUCCGUGGACAAUCAAGAUCAAACACAACUCAUUAAGCUUUUCAUACCGCUGGACCAGAAUCAAAAACCACUGAGGUGUGUCCAGUACCAACAGGUCAAAGAAUUUUUGUCUACAACCAAACAACAGGAAAGAAUGAAUACUGAGUAUUGCAAAGGAUGGACCUAUGAUCAAAGUGUCUUCUCCUCAACCAUUGUUACAGAGUGGAAUCUGGUUUGUCACCAAAGCUCUUGGAAGCAGGUAGCACGUUCCAUCUACAUGACUGGUGUACUACUGGGGGCACUGGUAUUUGGCAGCCUCUCUGACAAGUUGGGCCGAAUGGAGAUCCUCACCUGGUCUUACCUUCAGAUGGGAAUUGCUGGCAGCUGCGCCGCAUUUCUGCCCACAUUUGAUGCUUAUUGUGCUUUCCGCUUCCUCUGUGGUGUGGCAUCCUCUGCUAUUUCUGUCAACAGCAUCUCCCUAAUUUUAGAGUGGAUGCCCAAGCGUGGCCGGACACUGGCUGGGAAUUUUUUUGGUUUCUCCUACUCAUUGGGGCAGAUAGUUCUGGCUGCAGUAGCGUACAAGAUCAGAGAUUGGCGUUGGCUUCAGUUUGCUGUCUCAGCUCCAUUCUGCAUCUUCUUCAUCUACUCUUGGUGGCUACCAGAAUCCGCUCGCUGGCUUAUUCUUAGGGGAGACCCCCAUAAGGCUCUGAAAAACCUGCAGAAAGCUGCCUGUGUCAAUGGAAAACGCAAGGAAGGAGAGAAGCUGACUGCACAGGCGCUGUGCCUUGAGAUGCAGAAAGACAUUCUACUAAUCAGAUGCUCACACUCAUUAUUUGACCUUGUUCGCACCCCUGCCAUGAGGCGCAUGUCCCUAUGUCUCAUCCUGGUUUGGUUCUCAAGUAACUUUGCCUACUAUGGUGUGAGCAUGGAUCUUCAGAAGUUCGGGAUCAGCAUUUUCCUGGCUCAGGCACUGUUUGGAGGGGUAGAAAUGAUGGCUAAACUGCUAAUGAUGUCGAUAAUGACCUUUGUGGGAAGAAGAGUCAUUCAGUUUGUGUCUCUGGUCCUGGCUGGGAUAAUGGUCAUUGCUUAUGGCUUCACACCUCAAGAUAUGCAGCUGUUAUGUACAGUCUUAGCAGUGACCGGGAAAGCUUUUCUGGCAUGUUCUAUUACCUGUAUGUACCUCUAUACUGGAGAGCUGUACCCCACAGAAAUAAGACAGACUGGACUGGGCUUCAGUGCUACACAUGCUCGCCUGGGAUCCGCUGUAGCCUCUGUUUUGCAUUUAACAGGCGACUUCUCAUCUACUUUACUUCCCAUGAUAUUUGGAGUCGCUCCUAUUAUAGCAGGAUUCCUUUCCUGCCUACUGCUGGAAACCAAAGACUCCUCCCUACCUGAUACCAUCAGUGAAGUGGAAGACAGAUUUAAAGAAAGUUCCCCUUGUAUGUCUGAGGAAUCAGAGAAUGAAGCCUGGACUCAAAAUGGUCAUUUAAAAGAAGUCCCCUAAUGAUAGGGCCAUUAUGAGCAACAAAGAGCCCAGAUGGAACAGAGCCUAUGAUUUUGUGUACUUCACAGUAAUCCUUCAUGGGAAAGUUAUGACGUUGUCAUGAAGAUUGUCCAGUCAAGGGAAAGCUGUCUGGCCAAAGGAAGAAUGCUCUUAAGUACAGAGCAUAAGAAGAGAACCUCCGAGCUGGCACUGAAAAAAGUAUGGCUGCUAGUAAUGGCUACCUCUAUUGAGUCAGUCGGACUGUGGUGUAAUCAUUAAAUGAGUUGUGGAUAUUUUUAAAGUGAACAUUAGCAAUUUGUUGGUUAAGUGUUAUGAUACUUGAACUAUUUUUUAUGUCAUGGUAGUUUGCUCAUUGAGCCCUUAUUUAGAGUUGGAUGUAAGUCCAUUUGUAAGACGGAAAUAUUGGCAUUUUCAUGCGAAUUGUGUACUAAAAUGCAUCUGUAAUUAAGUUUGUAUUAUAAACUUGUAUGCCUGGAGAGGAGGAAAGUGGACAAGCACAUGUUUAGUAGACUGAGGGAAUGUACACAAAAGUGUAGCACUCCGUCUGGAGAUAAGACCUAAAGAGACUUGUACACAUCUGCACAUCCGCAUAUACUUCAUAGGAGUUGUAUCUUUUGCGGGUACUGUCAGCAUUGUGUAAAGCUAUGUGACGAGAAUAUAUGUUAAA
Molecule: messenger RNA, 2314 nt
Organism: Pseudophryne corroboree (corroboree frog)
Lineage: Eukaryota; Metazoa; Chordata; Amphibia; Anura; Myobatrachidae
Product: solute carrier family 22 member 20-like
Exons: 10
Coding region: 1-1647 (548 amino acids)
Biological process (GO): transmembrane transport
Cellular component (GO): membrane
Molecular function (GO): transmembrane transporter activity
Source: RefSeq, a predicted model, not a curated record